GGAGAGCAGCUGCAACAAACAAACUAUAAUUAUAAGGAGAAUGUGACAUGGAACAAGAUUGAUGGUAUAUUUAUCGCACUCCGACAUAAAUUGGCACAAAUUACACAUAAUAGUUCUACAAAAACAGAUUCGUGAGAUCAAAUUCUUCCAAACAUAAAAGACCAAAUUGGUGAAUAUCCCACCGUCUUAAUCAGUACAUUGAUAACUCCAAUACGUUAAUGGUUGAGCUUCAGCAACCCCGGGAGCUGGUCUCACACGUAAAUGGCAGGCGUACGUUAAAGGGGAGAAUCUGGAGCAACAUAACAAUUGGAUCUAUUUAUUGAGGCUCAAUUCAAGUUGUUCUUCAGUAAAUCUCUUUGGCGAAUUCAAAAUGAAAAAUUUAAUACUGUUAGCGAUAGUGUUUGCCGUUCUGGUUCAUCCUUCUCAUCAGCUGAGUCGGCAUGAAGUAUUGUCGAAAUUUGUAGAGAGGAGGAGGUCUGGUGUGAGGAGUGAGGCAAAGGAAUGGGUAGCUCCUUCCAUUAGCAGUGAAUAUUCAUGGAAGCUCAAUCAAUACUCUCAAGAUGGAUUGCAGGAGAAUGACAAAAUAACCUCUCUGUCUGGCCAGCCAGCAGGAGUAACGUUUGCACAGUAUGCGGGGUAUGUGACGGUUGAUGCAGAGGCGGGGAGAGCACUUUUCUACUAUUUUGCAGAGGCCACUGAAGACCCAUCUACAAAGCCUCUGCUCCUCUGGCUCAAUGGAGGGCCGGGAUGCUCAUCUUUUGGAGUGGGAGCAAUGACAGAAUUGGGUCCGUUCCGCGUACAACCAGAUGGCAAAACUCUUUCUAAAAAUCCAUAUGCAUGGAACCAAGUGGCAAACACUCUGUUUUUGGAAUCACCUGCUGGGGUUGGAUUUUCAUACUCCAAUACCACCUCUGAUUAUCAAAAUGGCAAUGAUGAUAACACUGCUCGAGACGCUUACACGUUUCUUCUAAAUUGGUUUGAAAGAUUUCCACAGUACAAGAAUCGAGAUUUUUAUAUAACAGGGGAAAGCUACGCUGGAUUUUAUGUGCCAGAAUUAGCGGACACUAUUCUCAAAAAUAAGAACUCCCAAACAUCUUUCUUAAAUCUCAAGGGAGUUAUGAUUGGAAAUGGAAUCAUGAAUGAGGAGACAGAUGAUUGUGGUUCUAUUGAUUAUGAAUGGACACAUGCAUUGAUAUCAGAUGAAGAAUAUGAAAAUCUCCGUUGCAGUUCAUCUCCUUUGAGCUACACAGCUCACAACACACUUUCAUUUGGAGAAAUAUAUUUUGACGGACAAAUAGAUCCCUAUAAUAUAUAUGCACCACUUUGCUCUUCUGAUUCUAAUCUUAAAUGGGCAUCUUCUCUUUCUAUUGAUGAUACACCUACAAGUGGAUUAGAUGGAUUUGACCCAUGCAGUUCUGAUUAUGUGUUAACCUACCUUAACACGCUAGAAGUGCAAAGUGCUCUUCAUGCAAAUGUAACAAACUUGCCUUAUGAAUGGACUGAAUGCAGUGGCGUACUCUCAUAUAACAUUAAUGCAACCACAAUGUUUCCAAUCUAUCAAAGAAUGAUGGCAGCGGGAUUAAGAAUACUCGUCUACAGUGGAGAUGUGGAUGCAGUGGUUCCUGUUACUGGCACAAGAUAUUCCAUUAAUGCAUUAAAGCUUCCAAUUGUGAAAGCAUGGUAUCCGUGGAUGAACACAGAGCUAGAUGUGGGGGGUUAUAGUGUAAUUUACAAGGGCUUGACAUUUGCAACUGUGAGGGGCGCAGGGCAUGAAGUGCCUAGUUAUCAACCUUCUAGAGCCUUGACUAUGACCAAAUCUUUUUUGGCUGGCAAACCUCUCCCAUCAUAAUAAUUCUCUCUUUUGAUAUUUAAUAAUAGCAUUCAAAUAGUUUCAUAAUUAUCAUUACAAUUGGCAUAUGUACAAUCUAUUUAAGACAAGGACCUCACAAAACUCUUAUUGUAUAUGACUCUUAUUUGCAUAUUUGGGCACAAAAUCAUAUUAUAUAAAUUUGACUUAUUAUAAAGUUGAAGUAUGAAAAGA
This is a messenger RNA of Cryptomeria japonica (Japanese cedar), 2041 nucleotides long. RefSeq names its product serine carboxypeptidase II-3. Gene Ontology annotation, cellular component: vacuole. Gene Ontology annotation, molecular function: serine-type carboxypeptidase activity. The transcript is spliced from 9 exons. NCBI's taxonomy places the organism in Eukaryota, Viridiplantae, Streptophyta, Pinopsida, Cupressales, Cupressaceae. The coding region runs from base 371 to 1849 and encodes 492 amino acids. Gene Ontology annotation, biological process: proteolysis. The record is from RefSeq and is a predicted model, not a curated record.